UUAUUGUUUAUGUAUUUAUAUAUUUUAAUUUAUUUGUAAGUUUAUAACUUGAUCUUGUACUAACUUUGUUUUAAUCUGAUUUCAAACAUAUAUUUGUGUUUAUCGUAUUAUUUGUUUCAAUUUUAAAUUUUAAAGAUAUUCUUCUAAAAAAGAUAAAUUUGAUAAACCUGGAUUUAAUAUUAAAUUAUAAAUCACUAAAUCCAUAGCGAGAAUUUAAAAUAUUUUAGUAACUAGUUCUCGUUAAUUUCAUUCAAUUAUAUGAUAUAUGUAUAGUAGCCACAUUAUUAUUUAUUAGUAAGAUGGUAGAAACCACCGAGAGUUCUGACACCAAAAACUUCUAUAACGCAAGUCCACUUCUGACUGAGAGUGACUAUGAGUCUCUGAAGAUAUUCGCAGGAGGCCUCACCAGGUCGACAACUCCAGAGGACCUGAAGGCGUACUUUUCCAAGUUUGGAGAGGUGACUCAUACCGAAAUCGUUCGGGAUAAGAAUUCAGGUAGGAGCCGCGGUUUCGGCUUCGUUACUUUUGCCGAAAGGGAAUCUGUAAAUACAGUUCUCAGGAAGUCUCACACGAUAGACGGCGUUGAAGCGGACGUUAAAUUGGCGGUUAGAAAGGAAAAAGCUAAGAUUCUUGCUCCUCAAUACGACCAGACAAAACGAAUCUUCGUUGGCGGAGUGUCAGAAAAGAUUACCGAGUCCUACUUCAGAGACUAUUUCGCUAGAUAUGGACCUAUCGCAUCCUACAACUACCUUGUCGACAGAGCUACAAACAGGCCUAGAGGAUACGGUUUUGUGAUUUACGAAAACAUGGAAGAUGCUGAAAAAUCUGUCGGUCUCCACAUGUCGCUUGGAAGGAACUGUGAAGCUAAGUUUGCCCAGCCCAAAAAUUCCGAAAAGGAGGAAACCAUGAUCAACGACUUUGAUUACUCUGCCUAUUACUACGCCCAGGCAAACCUGCUCUACUCUCAGUACCUAUCUCAAAUGUACAACGGCCAGACAACCACUGAAUCGUCAAACACUGACGAGUAUCCCACUACAAACAGAUCUAGAGAAUCAAGUCCUUACCACAAGAGAGAUCGUUCAUAUGACCGUAAAAGGUCCAGAAGAAGCCGUUCUAGGUCGAGAUCCAGAUCUAGGCACAGAUCAAGAUCUCGAUCUUACAGCCGGCGGAGAUACAGACGCUGACACUUUAACUUAACUUCUUUAACCUUAAUAUGAUACAUUUUAUAAAA
This is a messenger RNA of Theileria parva strain Muguga, 1231 nucleotides long. Its product is annotated as RNA recognition motif family protein. Bases 300 to 1184 code for a protein of 294 amino acids. Lineage: Eukaryota; Apicomplexa; Aconoidasida; Piroplasmida; Theileriidae. Gene Ontology annotation, molecular function: RNA binding. The transcript has a single exon. The record is from RefSeq and is a predicted model, not a curated record.